CCACAACAUGAGAAUUUGAAUCUUUUUACACAACCGAGUAAAAAUUCACGACCUAAAUUUAUUUCAGAUCAUACUUAUGAUUUUAAUGAGCAUCAUUACUCGGGUUUUUUUAACAAAUAUAAAUGGUACGAUCCUAAUCCAAAACUC
Dentiscutata heterogama is the source of this 147-nucleotide messenger RNA. NCBI's taxonomy places the organism in Eukaryota, Fungi, Glomeromycota, Glomeromycetes, Diversisporales, Gigasporaceae. The record is from the annotation of a GenBank genome assembly.